UCGUCGUCUUCCCGGAAGCAUCCCCGAGUGGUUUCAAGCUCCCGACAGCACUCGUCACCGCCCCCUCAGCACUCGUCACCGCCCACUCGGCACUCGAGACUCUUCCCAAAAGAGUGGGAAUCAGUGCAAUCUGAAGCCGAGUCCGACAGCGAACGUUCCGCAGCAGGCACAGCAGCAGGCCCAGCAGGCCCAGCAACACACUCCGCAAAGCGACCAGCAGCAGGGACAGCAGCAGGCCCAGCAGCAGGCCCAAAACCCCAAGGAGGACGAGCAUGUGAGGGAUGCGUACCAGACCACAAGAGUACACUACGCAGAGCUCAGAGUUCGGCUAACAGCUACAAAGGUAGAAGUCUCCAAGGUCUCUUUAGUCAACGUCGAAGCACUUCAACGAGUCUCCAGCACUUCCCCAGAAUUGGGCAGCUCGCCGCCACAACCGUCGGCCCCUGUCCGUAGAACCGUACUCCCAGUUGGUGCCCCUGCUCCAGAAGCAGUCGCCAGUGCUUCACAGAGCUCUCAAUCCCGACGUCGCCGUCGGCUACCAAUACCUAGUUCCCCUCCACCGGCAGAGCAGAGGCAAAGCCGCAGAGAUCGUGCCCCAGAAACUCCCUCGCGUGCUCAGGUAACUGUGAGGGAUGCGUACCAGACCACAAGAGUACACUACGCAGAGCUCAGAGUUCGGCUAACAGCUACAAAGAUAGAAGUCUCCAAGGUCUCUUCAGUCAACGUCGAGUAUAAUUCUCCUUGA
Molecule: messenger RNA, 745 nt
Organism: Morchella sextelata
Lineage: Eukaryota; Fungi; Ascomycota; Pezizomycetes; Pezizales; Morchellaceae
Exons: 2
Source: RefSeq, a predicted model, not a curated record